Molecule: messenger RNA, 592 nt
Organism: Phodopus roborovskii (desert hamster)
Lineage: Eukaryota; Metazoa; Chordata; Mammalia; Rodentia; Cricetidae
Gene: Hes5
Product: hes family bHLH transcription factor 5
Exons: 3
Coding region: 54-554 (166 amino acids)
Biological process (GO): anterior/posterior pattern specification; regulation of transcription by RNA polymerase II; regulation of neurogenesis
Cellular component (GO): nucleus
Molecular function (GO): DNA-binding transcription factor activity, RNA polymerase II-specific; RNA polymerase II cis-regulatory region sequence-specific DNA binding; protein dimerization activity
Source: RefSeq, a predicted model, not a curated record
UUCCGCUCCGUUCCGCUCCGCUCCGCUCGCCAGUCCCCUCCUGAGCGCCAGGCAUGGCCCCAAGUACCGUGGCGGUGGAGAUGCUCAGUCCCAAGGAGAAAAACAGACUGCGGAAGCCGGUGGUGGAGAAGAUGCGUCGGGACCGCAUCAACAGCAGCAUAGAACAGCUGAAGCUGCUGCUGGAGCAAGAGUUCGCGCGGCACCAGCCCAACUCCAAGCUGGAGAAGGCCGACAUCCUGGAGAUGGCUGUCAGCUACCUGAAGCACAGCAAAGCCUUCGCCGCGGCAGCCGGCCCCAAGAGCUUGCACCAGGACUACAGCGAGGGCUACUCGUGGUGCCUGCAAGAGGCCGUGCAGUUCCUGACCCUGCAUGCCGCCAGCGACACGCAGAUGAAGCUGCUGUACCACUUCCAACGGCCGCCAGCUCCCACCGCACCUAACAAGGAGCCCCCGGCGCCCGGCGCCGUGCCCCAUCCCGUGCGCUCCCCGGCCAAGGCCGCUGCCGCCGUCCCCGCCUCCCGCCAACCCGCCUGCGGCCUCUGGCGGCCGUGGUGACCCCGCGGCCUACGGGUGCUGGGAGCGGACCGGAGGAC